This is a messenger RNA of Malurus melanocephalus (red-backed fairy wren), 392 nucleotides long. Its product is annotated as histone deacetylase 5-like. The annotation marks the transcript as partial. The transcript is spliced from 4 exons. Gene Ontology annotation, molecular function: histone deacetylase activity. Gene Ontology annotation, biological process: chromatin organization. Gene Ontology annotation, cellular component: histone deacetylase complex. The record is from RefSeq and is a predicted model, not a curated record. Lineage: Eukaryota; Metazoa; Chordata; Aves; Passeriformes; Maluridae.
UGUCCCCACCAUGUCCCUCUCUGUCCCCAGAACGGCUUCGCUGUCAUCCGCCCCCCAGGCCACCAUGCCGAGGAGUCCACGGCCAUGGGCUUCUGCUUCUUCAACUCGGUGGCCAUCUCGGCCAAGCUGCUGCAGCAGCGGCUCAGCGUGGGCCGGAUCCUCAUCGUGGACUGGGACAUCCACCACGGCAACGGGACGCAGCAGGCGUUUUACAGCGACCCGCACGUGCUCUACAUCUCCCUGCACCGCUACGACGAUGGGAACUUCUUCCCGGGCAGUGGUGCCCCCGAGGAGGUGGGCAGCGGGCUGGGCGUGGGUUACAACAUCAACAUCGCCUGGACGGGCGGCGUCGACCCCCCCAUUGGGGAUGUGGAGUAUCUGACGGCCUUCAG